This is a messenger RNA of Calidris pugnax (ruff), 2011 nucleotides long. RefSeq names its product peptidyl-prolyl cis-trans isomerase C-like. Gene Ontology annotation, cellular component: intracellular membrane-bounded organelle. Gene Ontology annotation, molecular function: peptidyl-prolyl cis-trans isomerase activity. Lineage: Eukaryota; Metazoa; Chordata; Aves; Charadriiformes; Scolopacidae. Gene Ontology annotation, biological process: protein peptidyl-prolyl isomerization; protein folding. The transcript is spliced from 3 exons. The coding region runs from base 46 to 384 and encodes 112 amino acids. The record is from RefSeq and is a predicted model, not a curated record.
AGCCGCCCGGCGGGCGCAGGCGCCGCAGCCGUUCGCCUCAGCGCCAUGGCCGGCGGGGGGCCGGCGGCGUUCCUCGGCGCUGUCGCUUGCCUGUGCUUCCUGGCCCCGGGGGCUGAGGGCUUCAAGAAGAGAGGACCCAGCGUGACAGCCAAGGUGUUCUUUGAUGUGAAGAUUGGAGACAAAGAUGUUGGCAGAAUUGUAAUUGGAUUGUUUGGAAAAGUUGUGCCAAAGACUGUGGAGAACUUCAUUGCGCUGGCAACUGGAGAAAGAGGAUAUGGAUACAAAGGAAGUAAAUUUCAUCGUGUGAUCAAAGACUUCAUGAUUCAAGGAGGAGACUUUACAGCUGGAGAUGGAUCAGGAGGUAACAUGCUUGGUAUCUUCUAGGUUCCCUUUCCUUUCUUUGAAUGUCUGUGGAAAAGAUGGGCAAAUUAGCAGAUUGUCUUGGUCUUUCAGCUCACAUAAAUUAAAAAAAAUCCAACAAACCAACAACCACCAUUUGUUUUAGAGCAUCUAGUACUUUUCCAAGCAUCUUGGAACAUAAGCUGCAGUCAUUUUGAUAACCUGAUUAUAAGUAUGUGUAGAGCUUCCUUUAUCCUAAAUUUUUGCAGAUCUUUUCUGUUUGUGGCUUGUCUCUGUUGAAGAAGCAUGGCUUUGUGUGGUGGGCUGGCCCACCAGCUGAGCUGCUCCUGCAACAUACUGUCUCCAAAAGAUGGAUGUCUCCACCCUUCCUCUGCUCUGGCUUUUCGACAGCAUGUUCCUUCCCUGAGGCACUCACUGAUGGCAUGUAGACCUGAACCAAUUCAAGUCAUCUGGCAGAAAACUACUCUGAGAGGAAAUGGUGAAAGUAUGUAGAGGGAAGGCAGGUGGGGAAGGAGUAGGCUGUCCUCUCUGCCCUCGGCUCAGCCAGUUCUGUGGAACCUCCUUAAAAUGUGUGAUGGGAAGGAAUUUUAAAAAGGAGUAGAGAAAUUAAAAAAUGAGGGUCAUGCCCUCUCCUCUUUUUUCCUCUUAAUGAGUUUAAAACCGUGAAUUUACUGGUGGUGCGAGUUCUGGUGUGUGCAUCACUUCUCCCCUCCUGAGCCUCCAGAAGACCAGUUGAGUCCACACAGAAGAGCGAUCCCAGGGCAGCAUCUCUUGUUGCGUGCACUCUGGCUUCUGAUUUCUUGUCUUCCUUUACACACACAUUCUUUAUGUGCUACAAUUUGAACUGUCUGCAUAAAGCGUUAGUGAUUUCCCCGCUGGGACAGAAUGGGAAACACGCUUUUCCUUGCAGCAAACAAUGGGGAAGGCUAAAAUACCAAAGAUAGGGUUUUAGCAUUAAAGGUAGGCAGUGUUUGUUUGCCUGCUAAUACUGUUUAUUGGGAUAGCAUCUGCAGGUUUUGGGAGCAGCAUCAUGCUAGGCGCUGUACAAAUAAAGAAUGGGAUGGUCAGCCUUUUCAAAGUGAUGGUGGUUUAAACAUGACUCAAAUGUUUUCUCUUCUGAACUGUCUUAGAAACAUCAAAAUCCUUAUGUAAUGAUUGUACAAAUCCACUCCGAGUCCUUUAGGCUAAUUUCCAUUUGGUCUUCGUAUAUUUCUAAACAUGUCUAAAGCAAUUUCAUAUUAGGAGGAAAAGUUGUAAAAGUAAAGACUAAAAUUGUCACAAAAUGUGGCAACCUUACUUUCAGCAUAUUUUACGUAAUUUAAAUUUGUUGUUCAGUGCCAUAUGGAAAGAGGACGUUUGAAGAUGCUCAGCUUGCCUGUUAAAUUCAAAGGAUAAAACAUCAUCAGCUUUAAAUAUUCUCUCCUUAUAUGUGGUGUUUAGCUUAUCUUUAGGCACAAAAUGCUCCAACUCUAAAAAAACUCAGUGAAAUUCAGUGAAAUCAUCUAUGGCAAUGAAACAGUGAUGUUGCUGUACUUACUCGACCAAUGAAUCUUCAAGUCCUGAAUUUAUGCUUUGUUUUUCCCAUUUUUGAACAAAAAGGUUUUGUUUUGUUUUUUUGUUGGAUGUCUUUUUAAGUGUGCUUUCUUGUUUU